CAGAUCAUGGUUCUGGAGUGUUAAGUGGUUCCUGAAAGUUUAGCUCUUUUUACUGUUUUCUUUUGGGUUGGUUAGAUUACUGCAUCAGAAGUAGUGCAUUUAGUCUUAGUAAAAUGAAUUUUUAAGGGGGAAAACCCUUUUGUAGACAUGUGGUCCAAUAAUUGAAUUACAGUUAUGGCAGGAAAUGAGAGAUUUGAAUUAGCUUCAUCCAGUUCUGUGUGGGGUUUUACGGCCAAUUAUCCAGAUGGGCCGAGGGGGAGUUUCUCUGGCCCAAAUUUCGAUAGGUCUGGUAGCUUCAAAGAGAGUGCUGAGAGCCGGAUGUUUGGUUCUGGGAUGGGCACGUCGCGGGGGAGUGGUUCACUGACUGGGGAUUUGCCCCCAUUUCGACAGAGUCUGAUGCUGGAGCCGAUUGUAAUGGGUGAGCAAAAAUACACACGAUCAGGCGAGUUAAGGAGGGUUCUCGGCAUUUCUGUUGGCUGUACCUCGGAAGACAAUUCAUUUGGAGCUACUCAUCUCAAGCCUUCCCCAGCUGUGGCUAUGGAGGAUCUGAAGCGUGUCAGAGCAAGUAUUAUAGAUACCUCUAUCAAAGCCAGGGGUAGAACAAAGAAGUUGGAAGAACUCUUACACAACUUGGGCAAAUAUCACGAAGCUGUGACCUCUAAGAAGCAGAGGCGGAAUGAGCUAUUAAAAAUCGAACGAUCAGGUGGGUUGAACUUGAAGAUGGGAAUCCAGAUUCAACGAACUUCGCCAGAACUUGUAACUCAGAAAUUGGAUGAUCGGCCUAAGAAUGUUGGUCUGAAUAAGCGUGUACGCACAUCAGUAGCAGAAACACGGGUUUGUAGUUGAUAUAAUGCUGCAGUUUGAUCUCUACUGACAUUUUUGAAACUAUCUUUAAUUUUAGUUUUUCUAAAAAGAAGCUUCCCAUUUUUGUAUUCUGAACUUGUCCUUCCGUUAUACUCACUACCUGCAUUUCUGUAAUAUGUGAUACACCACUUUUUGUAUUAUUGCAAGUUGGAAAGCACCGUGUUGUUUUUGAUUUAGUUUUUGUUUUGACCCGCCAUUAUGUCAGACAUUGUGUCCACCUUUGAUUUGGUUAUUGCUUUUGUAAUGCUUUCGUUGUUGAUAAAAUUAAUGUUUUUAUCGAAAAAAAGGAAGUGUCUUAUAUAGAUGAUGUAUUAAUCAUUAAAGAAAACUGAACUUAAAAGUCAUUUAUUGAAAUUUUAAAAUGCCUUUUUUCUCAUGUGUAU
This is a messenger RNA of Ilex paraguariensis (yerba mate), 1247 nucleotides long. Lineage: Eukaryota; Viridiplantae; Streptophyta; Magnoliopsida; Aquifoliales; Aquifoliaceae. The record is from the annotation of a GenBank genome assembly.